AUGCCGCUGAACGACAUGGUGCGGCAGAGGCUCCAACCUCUGACCGCCGCAAUGACGUCCAACAGGAUCUUCCUGUACUUCGUCUUCAGCGUACUCGCAGUUGUGGGUGCUGUGGCAAAUGCUUGUCGGAAUCACAGCAACUUCUACUCGGUGACUGUAUAUCUCUCGCGGAGUGGGCGGAGUGUCCUGAUACUCGCCAACUUUGGGUUCAUACUCUCUCUGUUAUGCGGUAGACUUCUGCAGCGGCUCUUCUUUGGCCCUCUGCAGGCUCGCGAGGUGGAGCGUCUGUACGAUCAGACAUGGAUGUUUGUCACGGAAUCUCUCCUGGCAUUCACCAUUUUCCGGGACGACUUUGACAUUCCGUUCGUGCUCAUGUUUGGGUUCCUCCUGUUUGUUAAGUGCUUCCAUUGGCUUGCACAAGACCGCGUUGAGUCGAUGGACCAGACCACAUACCCUGGUCCUCCUACACUCUUCCAUAUCAGAAUGGUCGGCUUGUUUGGCCUGUUAUUUUGGACCGACCUCCUCAUGUUUGUUCUCGCCGUCGAAAGCACGUACACAAACGGGAUCGGUGGAAUGGUACUUUUUGCCAGCGAGUAUGCCAUUCUUAUGGCAAGUGUUUGGAACGCGACGGCUAGGUAUACCCUUUCCGUUCUCGACUUCAGAAGAGCACGAACAAGAGGGGGCGAGAAUGCACCUCCAUGGGAACACAAGAGCAUGUAUGUGUUCUAUGUCGAGCUAGCCACUGAUUUUUUGAAGCUGACAACCUACCUCGCCUUCUUCAUGAUUAUCCUCACCUUCUAUGGUUUGCCUCUCAACAUAGUGCGUGAUGUUUACCUGACCGCACGUUCCUUCAUCACUCGUGUGCGCGCCCUCGUCCGUUACCGCAAUGCAACCCGGGAUAUGGACCGCCGUUAUCCCAAUGCAACCGAGGCCGAUUUGUCCGAGACGUCUGAUAGGACGUGCAUCAUCUGCCGUGAAGAAAUGGUCGUGCGUGAUACGCAGCAACCGGCCGGCGCCGGUCCAGCUGCACCGGCGCCUGUGCAGCAGGACGGUCCCAAUAUGACACCCAAAAAGCUUCCUUGUGGCCACAUCUUCCAUUUCCAAUGCCUUCGAUCGUGGUUGGAACGGCAACAGAGUUGCCCAACGUGUCGUCGCCCAGUGCUGGAACCAGAUCCGCGCAACCCAGGGCAGGCCCAAGCUCGUCAGCCGGGUGUUCCACAGCCAGGCGCAGUCCCACAGCCGGGGCAACAGCCUGUACAAGCAGCCGGUUGGCUUGGCCGUAUACUUGGAUUUGUCGUACCACAACCUCUUGUUGCAGGUCCAAUGCCGCAUGGGCAGUGGGUACCUGUAGGUGCUCUUCCACAGCAGCAGCAGCAGCAGCAGCAGCAAGGUAAUUUUGGCUGGGCGCCUGGGCAGGUACCUCCGCCGCCCCCACCAGGAUACUAUUAUCCAGUCCAAUACCCGCUACCGCCUCCCCAACCUCAGCAGCUGCAACCACCUCCAGUAUUCCGAGGAUUUUAUGGGCCGGGUGGUGUCUGGCAACCAUGGGUGGACCCACAGUGGUUAGCACAGCAGCAGAAUCCACAAGCACAAGCACCCGCCCAAACGCCACAGCAGCGUCCACAACAGUCGAGAGAUACAACACCAAUUUCGGUAGGCGAAGCUACUCGUCCACGGGUUUCGCUGCCUGGUGCACCACCCGUACCUACCGCCACGGCGCCUACCGCCUCCGCAGCAAGUGGCUCUGCGCCAGCAGCGACAGACCGCCCGUCUACGCCAAGAGAUGCGGCAGCAACGGCCGCUUUGCCACGAUUGAAUCCUUCGGGAUCAGUUACCGAGGCUCCGCCCUUAGCGGCUGUGUCUGGUGGUCCGGUGAACUCACCUCCGGUUCGGGCAUCAGUGCCUACCCCUACGACAACCACUGUUUCUCCACCGUCGGUGGCUGCAUCAGAAUCAACUUCUCCCGCCAUUUCCACGUCCACAGAUAACGCCGGUUGGCCGACACCUCAACCGCCCCACAAUCACGAUGGAGUUUCGGGGAUACCCUCCUUGCUCCCACUGUAUGACUUUGGACCGCUGACGGGACGGGCACCGCGUCCACCUCCGAAUGGCUACCCUGGAUAUUUAUCUUCGGCGCCCUCCCCUUAUUUUCGCGGCACGGGCACACCGUCCGGACCCCAGCCGCCCCAGCCCCGCACUUACAGACCCGCACUACAGCAACAAGGAGGUCAACGGACGUUAACGCGCGCCGUUGUGCAUGAUCCUCGCACACCGCUGUCGCAGUUGCCAGCUACUAUCACGGAUGCACAGCUCGCGAGGCUCGACCGUCUUACUCGUGAGGCAAUCGACGAGCGCCUACGCGUACUCGAAGGCGUCUCUGGGGCAGUGUAUAGGUGUAUCGAGGAGCUCACGCGGGUGCGGAGCGUCUUGCCCAUCUCUGCUGCGGUAGGGCACGCGCCGGAUCAGGAACGGACAGCUACUGGCAGUGCGACGGCCAGUGUCAGUACCACUACUCCCGCGAGUGGAAGCAGUGGUAGCAAGACCAACGUCGAGACUGCUACCGAUGUGGAGCCUCCUGUUGCUACCAAACCUCCGCGCGGAGCGCCCGUGCGGCUGGAGCCUAGCGAGUCGUCUGAGGAACGGAAUGAUGUAGACCCGGGGUCUCAGGACGGCGAUACUGCUGUACUAACGGGUAGCUCUCCUGCAGAAGAUGAGGCAAUACCGCUUGACGUUGUGGAGUGA
Molecule: messenger RNA, 2742 nt
Organism: Sparassis crispa
Lineage: Eukaryota; Fungi; Basidiomycota; Agaricomycetes; Polyporales; Sparassidaceae
Exons: 7
Coding region: 1-2742 (913 amino acids)
Cellular component (GO): cytoplasm
Source: RefSeq, a predicted model, not a curated record